Molecule: messenger RNA, 1134 nt
Organism: Pararge aegeria (speckled wood butterfly)
Lineage: Eukaryota; Metazoa; Arthropoda; Insecta; Lepidoptera; Nymphalidae
Product: acyl-CoA Delta(11) desaturase-like
Exons: 6
Coding region: 112-1110 (332 amino acids)
Biological process (GO): unsaturated fatty acid biosynthetic process
Cellular component (GO): endoplasmic reticulum membrane
Molecular function (GO): iron ion binding; stearoyl-CoA 9-desaturase activity
Source: RefSeq, a predicted model, not a curated record
UAACCCUCCGCUUGGUAGAUACGUUAAAUUGUGCGUGCGAGUUUUCAUAAUUAGGUACAUCGGGAACAUCUUGGAUCGAAGUGAGUGGUUUUAUGAUAGGUAAGAUAAAAUAUGGCGCCCUCAUCAACACACACAGAAAUAACAACUAUUGUGGAGAACGAAGAGGACUACCCGAAGCUCGUAGCACCGCAGGCGGCCCCGAGGAAAUACGACAUAGUCUAUUUCAACUUGCUGACAUUCGGCUACGCGCAUUUAAUCACACUUUAUGGAAUGUAUUUAGCCUGGACAACUGCGACGUGGAAGACUUUGAUAUUCAAUCACAUAAUAUUCAUGCUGGCAGCAGUCGGCGUGACCGCCGGCGCGCAUAGGCUGUGGACGCACCGGGCGUACAAGGCGAAGAUGCCAUUACAGAUAAUUCUGAUGGUGAUGAAUACUCUAGCGUUCCAGAAUACGGCGAUACACUGGGUGCGUGAACACCGGAUGCACCAUAGAUACAGCGACACGGACGCCGACCCUCACAACGCGACACGGGGCUUCUUCUACUCGCACAUGGGGUGGCUGUUGGUCAGGAAGCACCCGGAGGUCAAAAAGAGGGGGAAGUUCGUCGACAUGUCCGACAUAUACGCGAAUCCCGUGCUAAGGUUUCAGAAGAAAUACGCCAUCCCCUUCAUCGGAACAGUCUGCUUCGCGCUUCCAACCCUCAUCCCCAUGUAUUUCUUCGGGGAGACGUUCAACACAGCGUGGAGCAUCGCAAUAAUGCGCUACGUGUUUAACCUUCACAUAACAUUCCUGGUCAAUAGCGCCGCCCACCUGUGGGGCGGCAAGCCGUACGACAAGAACAUGAUGCCGGCUCAGAACCUAUCAGUUUCCUUCGUGGCUUUCGGGGAAGGUUUCCACAAUUAUCACCACGCGUUCCCGUGGGACUACCGCACGGCUGAGCUGGGCAACAACUGGCUCAACGUGAGCACCAAGUUCAUAGACUUCUUCGCGUGGAUCGGCUGGGCAUACGACCUCAAGACGGUGCCGAACGACGUGGUGCGGUCGAGGGCUGCCAGGACAGGGGACGGUAGUAAUAUGUGGGGCUACACACCCCGGGAUAAGACUGAAUAAAUGUGAUGACCUCUUAAUUGUAAU